This is a messenger RNA of Polypterus senegalus (gray bichir), 3874 nucleotides long. RefSeq names its product ubiquitin-like modifier activating enzyme 7 (gene uba7). Gene Ontology annotation, molecular function: SUMO activating enzyme activity. The coding region runs from base 217 to 3321 and encodes 1034 amino acids. NCBI's taxonomy places the organism in Eukaryota, Metazoa, Chordata, Cladistia, Polypteriformes, Polypteridae. The transcript has 26 exons. Gene Ontology annotation, biological process: protein sumoylation. Gene Ontology annotation, cellular component: cytoplasm; SUMO activating enzyme complex. The record is from RefSeq and is a predicted model, not a curated record.
AUGGUGGGGGGUGGAUUGGGACAGACAUCCUUGGAGGUCUCGGUGCGUUUCAAUUCCUGCAGACGGUUUUCUUUAAAAUUGUGCAACUCUUGCAUCUGACCGUCUACAAGAUCAAUGAAUUCAAGGAGAAUCUGCACGGCGAGCUCCCGAAGUUCACACGCACCCCAGAAUGAUCUGGGGAAGUUUUAAUUUUACUGCAGCCUUUUAACGGAGAAAAUGUCUGAGACUGCGGAAAUCGAUGAAAGCCUCUACUCCAGGCAACUGUAUGUGCUGGGCCACAAGGCAAUGCUGUGCCUGCAGAACACCAACGUGCUCAUCUCUGGGAUGAGAGGACUGGGAGUUGAGAUAGCUAAGAAUGUCGUGCUAGCUGGAGUCCGAUCAGUCACCGUCCACGAUGAAGAAGAGGCUCAAUGGGGGGAUCUUUCAUCACAGUUUUUCUUGAAGGAGAGCGACGUUGGGAAGAACCGGGCUGAAUGCUGUGAACCUCAUCUAGCUGAACUCAAUGCCUACGUCCAGGUGGCUUCCUACACCGGGUCUCUGAACCAACACUACCUGUCAGCAUUUCAGGUGGUGGUGCUGACCAACUCCUCUCUGGAUGAGCAACUUCGGAUUGGGACACUGUGCCAUUCCAAGAAUAUCCGCUUCAUUGUGGCUGACACUAAGGGCUUGUGUGGUUUGCUCUUUUGUGAUUUUGGAGAAGAGUUUGUUGUGUCAGAUCCUGAUGGAGAGCAGCCGCGUUCGGCCUUAGUACUGAACAUCUCCAAGGAUAAUCCUGGUGUGGUGAGCUGUUUGGACGAGGAGGCCCAUGGAUUUCAAAAUGGAGAUCAAGUCACAUUUUCUGGGGUCUUCGGAAUGACAGAGCUCAAUAACCGCCCACCUGUGAAGAUUGAAGUCCUCAAUGAUUACGAGUUCAGCAUCGACGACACCUCGGGCUUCAUGGCGUAUAAAGAAGGAGGGAUGGUGACAGAAGUCAAAAUGAGCCAGACCUUCUCCUUUAAGCCCCUGAGUGAGUCCAUAAAGGACCCAGAGAUCGUCAUGACAGACUAUUGUAAGGAGGAACAGCACAAAACCCUUCAUGUCGCCUUUCAAGCUCUGCACCGUUUUGUUCAAAUGACUAAAAGGCUUCCUAAACCAAGAGCAGAGGAUGAUGCACAAUUGCUCAUUGAAAUUGCAAAACAGAUAACAUGGAAGUGUCCAGUGAAUGAAGAAGUUGUGCGUCAAUUUGCUUUUGGCGCAAUGGGAGACCUGAGCCCCGUCAAUGCUUUCAUUGGAGGAUUAGCAGCGCAUGAAGUCAUGAAGGCCUGCAGCGGCAAGUUCACUCCCCUCAGGCAGUGGCUAUACUUUGAUGCUCUGGAGUGUCUGCCUGAAGAUGCCAGCGAUUGCAGACUCACCGAGGAGACUUGUUCACCGAGAGGGAGUCGCUACGAUGGACAGAUUGCUGUGUUUGGUUCUGCCUUUCAGGAAAAGUUGUCCAGACAGAAAUUAUUCAUGGUGGGAGCUGGGGCCAUUGGCUGCGAGCUGCUGAAGAACUUUGCAAUGAUGGGACUUGCGACUGAAAAGGGUGGAAACAUUACUGUGACGGACAUGGAUUCUAUCGAGCACUCAAAUCUGAACCGGCAGUUCUUGUUUCGGCUUCAAGAUGUCGGGAAAAUGAAGUCCAUCACUGCAGCAAAGGCAGUCCGAAAAAUGAAUCCAUCCUUAAGGAUAACAGCUCGCCAGGACAGACUCGGACCCGAGACAAGUGAUGUGUAUGGAGACCAAUUCUUUUCCAAGCUGGAUGUUGUAUUCACUGCUCUGGACAACGUGGAAGCCAGAGUAUACGUAGACGGGUGUUGUGUCGAACACCAGAAGCCACUGUUGGAAUCCGGAACUCUGGGCACCAAAGGCCACACACAAGUCAUUGUACCCUUCCUGACGAGAUCUUAUGGGAAAGUGCCAGACCGGCAGGAGAACGCGUUCCCUUUGUGCACACUCAAGAACUUCCCCUACGCGAUUGAACACACUCUGCAGUGGGCCAGAGACACCUUCGAACAGCUCUUCAAAACAUCGGCAGAAAACGUCACUCGAUACUUUCAAGACCCCGGCUUUGUUAAGAAUCCAUUAAAGCAGGGCAGUGCUGAGGCUCUCGGUGUCCUGGAGGAGGUGUAUGACAGUCUGGUGACGUGGAAACCCAACAACUGGACUGACUGUGUCAGCUGGGCCCGGAACCAAUGGGAGAGACUCUACAAUAACAACAUAAUGCAGCUGCUGCAUAAUUUUCCUGAAAAAUCGAAAACCAUUUUGGAAAUGGUGGAGGAAGCCCAGGCAGAUGAGGAAGAACAAGCAAGAAAACUCCACACGGUGUCAAGCUCUGGAAAGCCAUUCUGGUCAGGAACCAAGCGUUGUCCACGCACUCUGAACUUUGACCCAGACAAUGCCACCCAUAUGAAUUUCAUAGUGGCUGCAGCAAACUUGUUUGCAAACACAUAUGGCAUCAAGGGAACCCGAAACCACCAAGAAAUCGCUGAAACCCUUAAAAUAGUCAUUGUGCCAGAAUUUACCCCCAAGUCUGGGGUGCAGAUCUUUACCACAGAUGACGAGAUGAAGAAGGAGACCGUAGAUGACAACCGACUAGAGGAGGCGAUGAAAAAACUGGACACUCUACAGAAAGUUGGAAUCUUCAAGAUGAAUCCAAUUGAAUUUGAGAAGGAUGAUGACACUAACCUGCAUGUAGACUUUAUUGUUGCUGCCUCCAACCUCCGAGCUGAAAAUUACUACAUUCCCCCCGCUGACCGCCACAAGAGUAAACUGAUUGUCGGUAAGAUCAUCCCAGCUAUUGCCACCACUACAGCGGCAGUCGUUGGUCUCGUGUGCCUGGAGUUGUACAAAGUCAUUCAAGGCCAUAAAAAGCUGAGCUUGUACCGCGACAGUUUCAUCAAUCUGGCGACAGCAUACUAUGCUCAGUUCCUUCCCAGCGCUGCUCCGGUAUACAAGGUUACCGGUUUGGAUCGGACAUUCACUCUGUGGGACCACUUUGCUGUCCAAGGCUACAGAGAUGGCACAGAGAUGACGGUAGAGGAGCUUCUGAGUCACGUCAAGAAAAACCACAGCCUGGAGGUAACCGACUUGUUUUAUGAAAACGCUGCAAUCUACCUUUCUAAAUCUAAGAAUCGCGAGGAACGACUGAGACAAAGGGUGUCAGAAGCGGUCUGUGCUGCUACUAAGGAGGACAUCCCAGAAACCCUUUCAGUGCUGAAGCUGAUCGCAAACAUUGAAGGACUGGACAACGACGACGAACUUCCCCCCAUUCUUUACUAUUUCCGAAAAGCCAAACCGGAGUAACGGUUCUUACGAAGAGACGAAUGGAUGAAGAAUCAGAGGACGAUUGCUACUUUUUUACCUUUGGCUCACCCUUAAUUAUGAAAAACGAAUUUUGUUCGCUAGGUGUGUCCAUCGUUCCAGAACAUUAACUAUAAAUCAUACAUACACAUGCAUACAUCUUCAUCAUUUUGAAUUCCUGUUCGUCUUGAUGCAUUCCCAAUGGUAACCCAAACUCUUUUUCCAUUUUUAUUGGCAUUAUGUACAGUACAUUCCAUUUGAACGAGCACUCAAUUCCCAGAAAAACGUUUAUAUUCAUACUGACUUUUUAUUUUCUUGUUUUCACUCACAUUUUUAAAACCUUAGACGUUCACUGCGUUUGAAGAUUUUGCUUUGAAAUGGAAGCAUUUUAGGAUUUUAGGCACAUAGAGGAGACCAGAACCAUAUAAACCCUUCCCAAGAUGCAACUAACAAUAGGUUACUUAAUGAGGUAAAUGAAUUAGAUAUACAGUGGAACCUCCGUUUGCGAGUAACUUGAUUUACGAGUGUUUUGCAAGACGAGCUCAAAUUUUUAAUA